UUUCAGUUGCUAAUUAUCAGUCAUAAAGUCAGGACGUAUUCUGCGCGUAGAAAUGAGAUUUCAUUUAUUUUACUUGCUGGGUUUGCUCAGUGUGUCGAGUUUAACCCAUGCUGCCAGCAAUCUGAUCUGUUAUUAUGACUCGGCCUCGUAUUUGCGCGAAGGUCAGGCCAGAAUGCAUACGAGCGAUCUGGAAUUGGCCCUGCAAUUCUGCACCCACUUGGUUUACGGAUACGCGGGUCUGAAGGCAGGAACCCAUGAGUUAUUCAGUUUAAACGUGGACCUGGAUAUGUUCUACUACAAGGACAUUACAGCCCUGCGUCAGAAGUUUCCUCAACUGAAAAUUCUCCUCAGUGUGGGUGGCGAUCACGAUGUGGAUCUGGCUCAUCCCAAUAAGUAUAUAGAGCUUCUGGAGGCAAAUCGCACAGCCCAGCAGAAUUUCAUAGAUAGCAGCAUGAUCUUGCUGAAAAGAAAUGGUUUCGAUGGCCUUGAUCUGGCUUUUCAGUUGCCCCGCAAUAAACCCAGAAAAGUACACGGAUCGAUUGGAACCUAUUGGAAGUCGUUCAAGAAACUGUUUACCGGUGACUUUAUAGUGGAUCCCCAGGCGGAAGAGCACAAGUCACAGUUCACCGAUCUCGUGGGGAAUCUCAAAAAUGCUUUCCGAUCUGCUAGUCUUAUGCUUUCGUUGACAGUGCUGCCCAAUGUGAAUUCCACUUGGUACUUUGAUGUCCCCAAACUGCAUCCCCAGUUCGAUUAUAUUAACCUGGCUGCAUUUGACUUCCUCACCCCCCUGAGAAAUCCCGAAGAGGCCGACUAUACAGCCCCCAUAUUCUUCCUGGACGAACAGAAUCGCUUGCCUCAUUUGAAUGUUGAGUUCCAGGUUAAUUACUGGCUCCAAAAUCAUUGUCCCGCCCAGAAGUUAAACUUGGGUAUAGCCAGUUAUGGCAGGGCCUGGAAAUUGACCAAGAAUUCCGAACUGAGUGGAGCUCCAGUUGUUCACGAGACAUUUGGAACUGCUCCAGGAGGUGAGCAAAUCCAGAGUUCCGAGGGAUUGCUAAGUUGGCCUGAGAUUUGCGGCAAAAUAUCGCAGAAUUCAUCCGCCCUGUAUCGAGGAAAGGAUGCGCCCCUCCGCAAGGUCACAGAUAUCACCCAGAAAUACGGAAAUUACGCCCUCCGUCCGGCGGAUGAAAAUGGGGAUUAUGGUUUCUGGGUGAGCUUCGAUGACCCAGAUUUUGCUGGAAUAAAAGCAGGAUAUGUCAGGGGCAAAGGUCUCGGCGGAGUUGCCGUAUUCGAUUUGAGUUACGAUGACUUCCGGGGACUUUGCACUGGCAUGAAGUUCCCCAUUGUGCGAUCCAUAAAAUACUUCAUGGGCUGUCUGGGCAAGCUGCUCAAUCCCGAUCUGGAGAUCGCCUUGCAGUUCUGCAGCCACUUGAUAUACGGCUACGCGGGACUACGGAAUGAAAACCUCCAGGCGUACAGUCUGAACGAGAACCUGGAUGUCUACAAGCAUCAGUUCUCCGAGGUGACCGCCUUUAAGAGGAAGUAUCCCCAUCUGAAGGUUCUGCUGAGUGUGGGUGGUGAUCGCGACAUCGAGGUGGAUAAUCGCAAUAAAUAUAUCGAGCUACUGGAAAGCGAGAAGAUUCGCCAAGUGGGAUUCAUCCGAUCUGCAUUUGACUUGGUCAAGAACUACGGCUUUGAUGGCUUGGAUCUGUCAUAUCAGUUCCCCAAGAAUAAACCCAGGAAGGUUCACGGAGACUUGGGACUGGCCUGGAAGAGUAUCAAGAAGCUCUUCACUGGAGAUUAUAUAGUGGAUCCCAAGUCCGACCUUCACAAGGAACAGUUUACCGCUCUUGUUAGGGAUGUCAAGGACUCUCUGCGAAAUGAUGGACUCCUGCUCAGUCUCACUGUACUACCCAAUGUUAAUUCUACUUGGUACUUUGACAUUCCCGCCCUGAAUGGCUUGGUUGACUUUGUUAAUCUGGCCACCUUUGACUUCCUGACUCCUGCUCGUAACCCCGAGGAGGCGGAUUAUAGUGCCCCCAUCUACCAUCCCGAUGGAUCGAAGGAUCGCUUGGUGCAUCUCAACACUGAAUUCCAGGUUACCUACUGGCUGAAACAGGGAUUCCCAGCGAAUAGGAUCAACGUGGGUGUGGCUACCUAUGGAAAUGCCUGGAAACUGUCCAAGGACUCGGGUCUCGAUGGAGUUCCAGUGGUGCCUGAGACCAAGGGACCAGCUCCCGAGGGUUUCCAAUCCCAAAAGCCAGGUCUACUCAGCUAUGCCGAAAUCUGCGGAAAGUUGUCGAAUCCCCAGAAUCAAUUCCUCAAGGGCAACGAUUCGCCACUGCGAAGGAUUUCGGAUCCCACCAAGAAAUAUGGUGGCAUCGCCUAUCGCCCCGUAGAUGGUUCAAUAACCGAUGGUAUUUGGGUGAGCUACGAUGAUCCCGAUGCAGCCUCCAAUAAGGCAUCCUACGUCCGUGCCCAUAACCUAGGGGGCGUGGCCCUGUUCGAUCUGAGUUACGAUGAUUUCCGCGGUCAGUGCACGGGUGAAAGCCCCUCCGAAUUACGUUUGCUAUUGUUCGUCCGGGGUUUUGGGUUCGUUACGGAGAAUCGGGCUGAGGUGGUUCCACUGAAAAGCUCCACAGUCCACAUUUAUUCCAAUUCCCAGAGCCAACUCUCUGGGUUUAUCUCUCUCUCUGCAAAGAUGACUGGCUCUCUGUGGCUCAGUUUGGCACUGAGUCUGGCUGUUUUGGCUCAAUACCAAGUGAGCGCCACCUCUAAUCUGGUUUGUUUCUACGACUCUCAGGGUUUCCAGCGUCAGGGCCUGGCUCAGUUCUCGAUGACCGACAUAGAGCUGGCCCUGCAAUUCUGCACCCAUUUAAUUUACGGUUAUGCGGGUGUUAAUGCCGAUAACUACGAAAUGCAGAGCAUUAACAAGAGAUUGGAUCUCGAACAGCGCCAUUUGGCAGAGAUCACCAGUUUGAAGGAUCGCUAUCCCCACAUCAAGUUCCUGUUAAGCGUUGGUGGAGAUGCCGAUCUGAACGAUGGCAACCAGUAUAUUAAACUCUUGGAGUCGGGACAGCAGGGUCAUAGGCGCUUCAUCGAAUCCGCUCGGGAUUUAGUGAGGCGUUAUAAUUUCGACGGUCUGGACUUGGCCCUCCAACUUCCCCGGAAUAAGCCCCGCAAAGUUCACGGCGAUGUUGGUUCCGCCUGGAAGAGUUUCAAGAAGUUCUUCACCGGCGAUUAUAUCGUGGAUACCGAAUCGGAUACCCACAAAGUUCAGGUGACUGCCCUGAUCAAGGACCUAAGUGCCGCUCUGAAACAAAAUAAUCUGCUGCUCAGUCUCACUGUUUUGCCAAAUGUUAACUCAAGCUGGUACUACGAUGCCCCAUCGAUUGCUCCCAGCUUGGACUUGAUCAACCUGGGAACCUUUGACUUCCUGACCCCGCAACGCAAUCCCGAGGAGGCGGACUUUUCGGCGCCGACCUACGGGGCCGUUGGAGAUAAUCGCUUGGGACACUACAAUCUGAACUUCCAAAUGGAACACUGGCUGCUCCAGAGAGUGCCUGCCAAUAAGAUCCAUAUAGGAGUUGCCACCUAUGGCAGGACCUGGAAGAUGACCAAGGAAUCGGGUGACUCUGGAAUGCCAGUGGUUCAUGACACCGAAGGACCUGCACCAGCAGGACCUCAGAGCAAAAAGGAAGGCCUCCUCAACUGGGCUGAGAUCUGCCAGCUGAUGCCGAACCCGGGUAACUCCAAUGCCAGAGGACCGGGUGCCCCGGUGAAAAGAGUUAUCGAUCCCACAAAACGAUAUGGCAGCUACGCCUUCCGUGCCGCCGAUGAGAAUGGAGAUCACGGACUAUGGAUCAGCUACGAUGAUCCGGAUUCGGCCUCUGGAAAGGCAAAAUACGCCAGGGACAGGAAUCUGGGAGGAGUGGCACUGUUCGAUUUAACCCAAGACGACUUCCGUGGUCAGUGCACCCAGGAUAGAUUCCCCAUGCUGCGUGCCAUCAAGUACAGACUUCUCUAAGCCCAAUUCAGACCAUAAUCCAGACAUCACCAGCAUGCAAAUGUCACAAGGAAAAUUGUGGGGCAGCUAAAACAAAUGUCAACCGAUCGGUGGCUUUAGGCCUCCUUCUGUGUCUGUCCCUUUUUGCAAAUUAAUUACAAAGUUGUAAACUAAAAUGCACCGCAAAUUAA
Molecule: messenger RNA, 4194 nt
Organism: Drosophila subpulchrella
Lineage: Eukaryota; Metazoa; Arthropoda; Insecta; Diptera; Drosophilidae
Exons: 8
Coding region: 53-4024 (1323 amino acids)
Biological process (GO): carbohydrate metabolic process; chitin catabolic process
Cellular component (GO): extracellular region
Molecular function (GO): chitin binding
Source: RefSeq, a predicted model, not a curated record